CUGAGGCAGCAGGGAGUGGUUUAGUUUCCAAUACCUCUGUGAAUUGAAAGUAAUAAUUAACUUCCUUUUGUCUUUUAAAAACUUCCCAGGUGAGCCGUCAGAUCGCUUAAACUCUGUCAUGUUGGCUUGGGGGCACUGUGAGGACUAUAGUGCAAUGUAUUACAAGCUUCUCCAGAGAACAAAGGGUACUACAACAUGAAUGCUGAAUGAUACAUGGUGACUGUAAUAGAACAUGUGCAUUGGAAAUGUCAGCUGAGUUAUAGUUGAGACAGACUGAUAUAGACAUGGCAGAAAAUUCCCCCCUCCACUUUACUGUCACAAGCAUCAAUGAUCAAAUGAGCAUCACACGGAGUCAACUUGAUUCAUUGUUGAAAAUGUAUAACUGUUACUUUAAAGACCAAGAGAACCUACACAUAACAUAUGAUCAAGAUGAAAGUGGACAAAUUGUGGUUUCGGGACUGAUAGAGAUUUUUUGGGGUGUUCAAAGGCCUAUCAGAUUUAAAAUGCAAGAUGAAAAAUUAUUCUCCUCAGAAGCAAUCCAGUUACCAGAAGUCAUUGGUUCAAGCAUGACAAAAAGUGGAAUGAUGCGCUGGGGUGAAUUUGAUGAUCUUUACCAUAUUUCAGAAUCAGAGGAGCCAGCAAGACUGUCAGAUGAUGAGACAGAGAAAAAUGAUGACUUCAAGAACUAUGAAUAUGACAGUAGUACACUGAAGCCUACACUGAAUGAUACAUGUGACUCUCCAUCGCUGUACAGAACUAUGAGUGAUGCAGCAUUGGUGAGAAAACGAAUUAAACCUAACACUCCUAAUAGAGAACAUUUGCAACAACAUCGAUUCUCAAUUAAUGGGCAUUUUUACAACCACAAGACUUCAAUUUUUACUCCAGCUUUUGGAUCACAAACAAAAGUCAUGAUAAACAGCAAUUUGAAAACGAAAGAAGUUAUUGAACAAUUGUUACACAAGUUUAAGAUUGAGAACAACCCCAAAGAGUUUGCACUAUACAUUAUACAUGCCACAGGAGAAAAGAAAAAACUGAAGAAUGCUGAUUGUCCUCUUUGGGAAAGACUACUACAAGGCCCAUCUGGAAAAGUAGCAAAAAUUUUCCUCAUGGACAAAGAAGUAGAAGAAAUCAGUAGUGAUGUAGCACAAUAUAUCAAAUUUAGCCUGCCGGUUCUGCAAUCAAUUCUUAAAAAAUUAAAUGAAGAAGAAGAAAGAGAAAUUAAUAGAACUGUUAAUAAGUACUUCAAAGAAAGAUCUAUAGUGCUACAAUAUCUGAACUUAAAAAUCAAAAAGACAGAGACUACAGUAUAAUCAUCCAUCCUCUGCACUGUUACACUAAUAUUUAAUAAAGAAACAAUGAUCUAGAGGAACUUGGACUGAAAACACUUCAGUGAUAGACUUCAGAGACUUGAUUUGCACUGGUGAUUUGUAGGCUGGAUUAUAUUCAAAGUCUUUAUAACUUGAGAUGUCGACAUUACAACCUGUGCAAUUUUAUCAGGAAAAAUCAUCAAGUAAUAUUGGAAAACAUUCUGCCUUGAAACAAACCUCAUACAGUGGACAAUCUGUAUCACCAAGUGAAACCAGUGGCGUAACACUGUGAAAUAUAUUUUCCAUCAAAUAGAAAUGUAUCAAAUAAUUUAAAUGUACUGUAGCUAAAUGAAAAGUUUGAAUUCCCAAUUGAAGGGUGCUGGGAUAAUUAAAUAUUUUGUUACAAAAUUAA
Molecule: messenger RNA, 1719 nt
Organism: Pelobates fuscus (common spadefoot toad)
Lineage: Eukaryota; Metazoa; Chordata; Amphibia; Anura; Pelobatidae
Gene: RASSF6
Product: Ras association domain family member 6
Exons: 12
Coding region: 285-1310 (341 amino acids)
Biological process (GO): signal transduction
Source: RefSeq, a predicted model, not a curated record